AUGGGGUCUCGUUACGGUCCUCGAGAGCAGCGGACCCAGCGUCCCCCAAAUUUCCAAGCAAAUGGGAAUGGCAGGCAGUCUAGGCCAGUGCAGCGUGUCAAUAUGCGAAGAGAAGAAGGAAGCAGUAAUCCAGAAGCAAAUCUUUCUGCAUUCUACAGGGACCGUUUUGGCAGUCAUUCGCCAGAAGAAUAUAUGAAUUUACGUCUCUCUCAUUUCGACAGCAAGAUUUCUAAAGAUGACGUGAAAGAUAUCCUGGAGCAAGAGUUCCGACGUUUCGCUCCAUUUGAGAUCAAAAUUGUACGUCAUCCAGGAGAUGAAGAAAGGCUAGCAUAUGUUAACUUUGAAAGGCCAGACGCUGCUAGGACUAUCCGCCACACAUUGCUUCCUCGUCUGCAGAAGCUUUUAGGAAAAAGGUUACAUCUAGAUCCCGCUGGUAUUAUUAGAGACCAGGAAGGGAAAUACAUUCCAGAUCGAUACAACAGGGCGUUGCAGGCGGAAAGAGAAAGAGAUAGGAAGGAACAAGGCAAAAGGUUUUGUUUGGUGUUGAAAUCUCCAACUAGGGGUCGUCGAGAUCGGAACAACAGUGGAGGUGGAGGAACGUGGAAUCUAAAGGAGGACGAUAGCGAUGCUACUCGUACUCUUUUUGUUGGCAAUUUGCCAGCGGAUAUAAGGGAAAGUGAAAUAAGACGUGUUUUUGAAAAAUACGGCAAGGUUGAGGAUGUGGAUAUAAAGAACCCUCCGGAGACAAAUGCUGCUUACGCGUUUGUUCUUUUUCAGACUUUGGAGCAAUCAAUGAAUGCUAAGGCUAAUGAGCACAAUAGGCCUAUUAGACCUGGAACAUCACGCUGUAAGAUUGGUUAUGGAAAAUCACAGCCCUCAAAUAAACUAUGGAUUGGUGGUCUUGGUCCCUGGACAACUUCUGAUUACUUAGCCAAGGAGUUCGACCGGUAUGGUUUGGUUGAUAGGGUAGAUUAUGAAGAAGGUUCAGAUUUUGCUUACAUACGGUUUGUGGAUCAAAAUGCAGCAGUUGAUGCUUGUCGAGCCAUGAAAGGAUUUCCACUUGGCGGACGUGAUCGCUGUAUUAUUGUAGACUUUGCAAAAGAUGACCAAAAAGAAGAUCGCAAAAGACGGCGCAGCGUUUCAAGCGAGCUUUCUCAUAAGCGAAGGGGCCCUUGCACUCCAUCAGAUAGCCCUCCGGGGUCGCCAUCGAGUGGUGAAAUUGAUACCAUUGAUGAAUUGGAACGAAGGAUUGCAUCCACUUGGCAGGGUUUCAUUAUUCUCAAAAAAACUGAGUAUGCUAUCAAGGUCUUCCGCAUUUGGGGGUCUGAACAUUUGAUUCAGAAUCUGAUGCGCAAUCAGGCUGAAAAUGGCAUCGCUUAUAAAUUGCACAUCACGCAGCGGCUUCCUCUGGCCAGUCAAGAGGCUUUGGAAGAAAAACUUGUCACAUCUUCUAAAAAACAAUUGACUUUAAUGAUUGCAGUAGCCUCAGAUAAGUCGUUGAGGCCCCUUGUAAGUUACCUCACAGAUAAGGAUGCAGCAGGGGUAGUCACCGUUCCAAAUGGUGUUUUGUACGUUUUUGCUGCAAGUAAUAUGGCUGAUCGAUUAAUACAUUCAAUGGCAAGAGGAGUUAAUGUGCUUACGCCAGAAUGUGGACAUCUUUUAUUAGCUCUUGCUCUCAAGGCUUCUUCUAGUACACCGUCAAAUGGCUCAUAG
This is a messenger RNA of Enterobius vermicularis (human pinworm), 1713 nucleotides long. The record is from the annotation of a GenBank genome assembly. Lineage: Eukaryota; Metazoa; Nematoda; Chromadorea; Rhabditida; Oxyuridae.